GGCAGAUUCUUUUUCGCCACUUCUAAAUCCCAGAUGGAAACCACGGAGCAUCCAAUCAAAUCCUGAGCCCUUUAUAUGCAAACCCAACCGCCUUUUCCAAACGCUACAUUUAUCCGUUGUUUCAAAGCACUUCCCAAAAAUCUUACAUGGUAUCAAAAAAGAAGAACCCAGCUGAGGGAUUUUACCUGGAUCCGACUGGAAUGGCGUUGCCUGGCCUGGGACCCUUCACCACGACGUCCACAGUGGCGUCCACAGUUUCAUCUUCCGAGGAUCCGGAUAAGAAAAUCCGAAAGCCCUACACCAUAACCAAGUCCAGAGAAAGCUGGACUGAACCCGAACACGACAAGUUCCUCGAAGCUCUCCAGCUCUUUGAUCGUGACUGGAAAAAGAUUGAAGCAUUUGUCGGGUCGAAGACUGUUAUUCAGAUCCGUAGCCAUGCCCAGAAAUACUUUCUAAAGGUUCAGAAGAAUGGAACAAGUGAACACCUACCUCCACCUCGACCUAAAAGGAAAGCAGCUCAUCCAUAUCCUCAGAAAGCCUCAAAAAGUGCUCAUGGCCACCCACAAGUAUCGGGGCCUUUUCAGUCAUCAGCUGAUUUACUUGACAAUGGAUAUGUUCUUAGAUCUGAUCCCUCAUCAAUGCGUAUGAACUCUAUUACUAGUGCUGCUGCAUCUUCCUGGACAAACAAUGCACAAACCAUCAGUUUCUCACAAGCUAAAAAGGGUCCUGGGAUGGCCAAUAACUCUUGCAGUAGCAUUGAGAGUGCCCCAAAGACAAAACAAGUUGGGGAGAUAACUGAUCAGGGAAAUCAAGGUCAUGCACUGAGAGUGUUGCCUGACUUUGCUCAAGUAUACAGUUUCAUUGGCAGUGUCUUUGAUCCAAACACUACUGGUCAUGUGCAGAAACUUAAGAAGAUGGAUCCUAUAGAUGUUGAAACAGUGCUGCUGUUGAUGAAAAACCUCUCUAUCAAUUUGACAAGUCCUGAUUUUGAGGAUCAUAGAAGGUUGCUUUCUUCCUACGAGAUUGACAAAGAGACAAGUAACCACGGUGGUGCGUGUAAAGCGGUUUAUAAUAACCAAUCUAAAAGUAUCACUUAAUAUGGUGGGUGAUGAGAUUUACUCUAAUUUCAGCCGAGCAUAAUCUCUUUUGUUUCUUAUAUAAUUAAUAUGGACUCUGUUUUCGUGGUGGGAAAAGGGGCUAGAAUCAAAUGAGAUUUGUACCACGAUGCUCUGUUAGCAUAUAUACCAGUGGUAGGACCAUCGGCAGCAAAAUUUCCAAAUAAUUUUCCCCAUUCUUCUGACAUGUAGAUAUAUUGUAAGAGAAGUUAAAAGGAGAACUGUGAGCAGAACGAAAGGAGAAGAAUUGCGCAGAGUGUACAGUGUUUAUCUUUCUUUUGAAGGGGUAUCUUGUACAGUGCUGGAUCUUGUUUUAUGUAUUCAAGUUUUGACUGCAUAUUUUUAUUGUGAUAUGCUAAUUUCUCAUAUAGGCACAGUAUUUUCUAUGCUGCUGCAGGGAAUAUAAAAAUAUCAGUUUUUUUCAUUGUGUUGCAAUAUAUGGAGGUGGAUGGCAUAUUUGGUAGCAGAAUAUUAAGCUGGUCUUUACUUUUUAUGGUGAGUUUAUAUAUGUAUGUUACCAUUACUGAUAAGGAGGGUGCAAGCUUUUGUAGACUGUCAUUCCCUUUCUGCCCGACCGUGUUGCAGGUUCAAUGGGGCUCUUGGGCUUGACAGUGGAGGGAGACUCGGAGCGUCUAAGUUCUUUUCAAUAAUGGCGUCUUUUUCUGACAUACAUGCGAGUCAGAGAGAAUGUAUGUGUCCAUGUGAUGUCUCAUGUGUUAGGUGUAAAGAAAAAAAAGAUGAAUGUAAAGAGCGAAGAAAAAGGUGAGGGGAAAAUUAUUUGAUGUUGUUUGGUACAGAGAAAGAAAAGGAAAAUACUUCGACUUCU
Durio zibethinus is the source of this 1941-nucleotide messenger RNA. RefSeq names its product protein REVEILLE 6-like. Gene Ontology annotation, molecular function: DNA binding. Lineage: Eukaryota; Viridiplantae; Streptophyta; Magnoliopsida; Malvales; Malvaceae. The record is from RefSeq and is a predicted model, not a curated record.